Rosa chinensis is the source of this 2162-nucleotide messenger RNA. Its product is annotated as protein DETOXIFICATION 12. Gene Ontology annotation, molecular function: xenobiotic transmembrane transporter activity; antiporter activity. The record is from RefSeq and is a predicted model, not a curated record. The transcript has 6 exons. Gene Ontology annotation, biological process: xenobiotic detoxification by transmembrane export across the plasma membrane. The coding region runs from base 293 to 1744 and encodes 483 amino acids. Gene Ontology annotation, cellular component: membrane. Lineage: Eukaryota; Viridiplantae; Streptophyta; Magnoliopsida; Rosales; Rosaceae.
CAGCCGGCCACAUAUGCUAUGGGCAUAUAUUUUUCCUAUUUAUUUUCUGGUUUAUAAAUAUGGCAGCGACAUGCAGAUUGCGAGCCUUGAGAAAGACGAGCCUGACUUUGUAUGUACUUUGUUACAUGAUAUCGACAACAUAUAUAUUUGGUGAAUGAUUAGGACGACGUACUCCAGAGGUCUUUAUUGCCCUUAACCAAGUCUAAAUGUGGCUGGGUGCAUGCUUUGCUUCGUUUUAAGUACGAAGGCAUAAUUGAGAUCCCUCGGCAGCAGUUGUAUUGCAGAUACAAAUAUGGAAGAGAGCUUGUUAACAUUACCAAAAGAAGUAAAAGAUCCAAGAAAAUUUAGUAGUACUAGUUUGACAUGGGCUUAUUUCUUUGAAGAAGUGAAGAGGCAAUGUUACACAGCAGGACCUAUGGUUGCCGUGAUUCUAUCCCAGAACUUGUUGCGUGUGGUUUCGAUGAUGAUGGUUGGUCACUUGGGUGAGCUUGCUCUCUCUAGCACCUCCAUUGCCAUCUCCCUCUCUGGAGUCACCGGCUUUAGUCUUUUUAUAGGAAUGGCCAGUGCACUGGAAACAAUAUGUGGGCAAGCGUAUGGAGCUAAGCAGUAUCAGAAACUUGGACUCCAAACUUACACUGCUAUAGUUUCUCUCAACUUAAUUUGUCUUCCUUUAUCUUUGUUAUGGAUAUAUAUGGAGGACUUGCUGAUUUUCAUGGGUCAAGAUCCUCUCAUUUCUCGCGAAGCUGGCAAAUUCACAAUUUGGCUCAUUCCCGCUCUAUUUGCUUAUGCAACUCUUCAACCACUCAUCAGAUACUUUCAGACACAAAGUUUGAUGACUCCUAUGCUCCUAAGCUCUUGCGCUACCCUUUUGUUCCAUAUUCCUCUUUGUUGGGUUCUAGUAUUCAAGUCUGGACUGGAUGUCCUUGGAGGGGCAUUAGCAAUAAGUGUCUCAUAUUGGUUGAAUGUGAUUUUACUUGGAUUGUACAUGAAGUUUUCUUCUGCUUGUUCACAAACCAGAGCUCCAGUUUCUAAGGAAGUAUUCCAUGGAAUGAGAGAGUUCUUUUACCUUGCCAUCCCUUCUUCAGUAAUGAUAUGCAUUGAGUGGUGGUCAUUUGAGCUGCUUAUUUUGCUUUCUGGGCUUCUACCAAAUCCAGCUCUUGAAACUUCGGUUUUGUCUGUGUGUCUCCAGACCAUUUCAACACUCUAUGCAAUACCUUAUGGGUUUGGUGCUGCAGCGAGUACCAGAGUUGCAAAUGAACUGGGAGCUGGUAACUCAGAAUGUGCUCGUAUAGCCGCGCAUGUUGCAUUGUUUCUUGCAGUCACAGAGACAAGCAUAGAAACAACAACCCUCUUUGCCUUCCGGCGUUCUUUUGGUUACACAUUUACCAAUGAGAAACAAGUCGUCGAUUACGUCACAUCAAUGGCACCUCUAGUGUGUCUGUCUCUUGUACUAGACAGCUUGCAAGGGGUCCUUACAGGUAUUGCUAGAGGAUGUGGGUGGCAGCAUAUAGGGGCUUACAUAAAUCUUGGAGCAUUUUAUCUUUGUGGAAUUCCAGUUGCUGCUAUAUUGGCUUUCUGGUUAGAGCUGAGAGGAAGAGGCCUUUGGAUUGGAAUUCAAGUUGGUUCUUUGGUGCAGACCAUAACGCUUUCUUUUGUAACUAGUAGUACAAAUUGGGAAAUGCAGGUAUGGUUUAUAUCCUCAACUGUUAAUGUUGGAAAUGGUUGGACUGUGAAACUGAAAUGAUCUUUAUGUUGGGAUUUGAUUUUGCAGGCAAGGAAGGCAAGGGAGAUGGUAUUCCAGGGAGGCUCAUCAGAAGAUAUUGGAUAGUGCCAUUGAUUGAUACAUGCAGUCCAAAAAGUUGUUCAGAGAUUGAUUCAGCAUUAGUGCUGGGAGAGACACUUGAGCUCAACUUGCAACCGCUCGAUAAUGCUUAUUGGCAAUGAACUUCAUUAUAAGAAUGAGAGUACAGGAUGAGCUGAUGACAAUCACAAAAACAAAAUUAGUACGGACAUGAUUAUGAAUUUAUGAUAGGACGUCCAAAUGUGUCAUCUUCACUUAGGAACCUAUUAUAAGAAUUGAUAUCGAUUUAUCCAACAGUUUGGUUUAUCCUUCUAGUUGGACUGCCCUUUGAUCAGUUCAAAAUUGAUAAAUGGUUACUAGA